UCUCUCCCUCUGUGUGCGGCCUGCUGCUGCUCUGGAGGAGGGCGGGCCGUGGCAGAACCACCGACACGUUCCGGACAGUUACUGACUGAUGCGACAUGCACGGACUGUGGGAGGAUUUCAGCACGCGGAUAGCUCGCCAUAACUCGGUUUGCAUUGAUUGGAUUUGGGAAUGGCAUGCGGAGCUUGGAGCUGAGCAGAGGCAGAGCAGAGGCGCGGUCUGGGUCUGCUGUGUGGAGCCUGACCUCGGGUAAACCCUCAGAGGCUCCGCGGACUUUGGAGACAUUCUGCAGAGGUGUUUUUUUUUUUGCGCAGCACGAAAAAACUCGCGCAACACAAAGAGGGGGAUGAUCUGUAGCAGCUGAGAGAGACUGAGAGAAACUAGGAUUAUUAGAGGACACAGAGCUCGUGCAGCCAGCAAGAUGAUGUCACUGAUAGAUCUGGACGAUGAUCAGCGGUGGGUGCCCACGCACGUGAAUGUCACCGUCCUCCGCGCAAAAGGGCUCCGAACCAAGGGCAAGCACGGCAGCCGCUACCUGUACACCAUCAUCCAGGUGGGCAAGGAGAAGUACACCACCGGGCUGGUGGAGAAGGCGGAGGUGCCCGAGUGGAACGAGGAGUGCUGCUUCGAGCUGCUCCCCGGGAUCCUGGAGGACGGCGGCCGGGGCGCAUACCCCCCUGGGAGCGGGGACCUGGUCCUCACAGUCAUGCACCGGGUCCUGAUCGGGCUGGACGUGUUCCUCGGGCAGACCAUCAUUCCUCUGGACCGGAUCUUCCAGGAGGGGAUGUGCCCCCGAGAUGAGUGGUUCAAACUCAACUCUAAGGUGGGCAGGAAGGAGAAAGAACGAGGUUCUCUCCAGGUGACGGUCCAGUUCACCCGCAACAACAUGACCGCCAGCAUGUUCGACCUCACCAUAAAGGACAAACCUCGCUCCGCUUUUGGCAAGCUGAAGGAUCGCGUCACGGGGAGGAAGAGGGGCGACAUGGAGUCCUCCUCGGCCAUCGUGCCGGGCCGCUACGCCGCCCUGUCGGGGUCCGUGGGGCAGCCUUUUGGAGAGGAGGGGGGCGGAGGAGGGCCGGUGGAGGCCAGAGAGGUGGAGGUAGCAGAGGAGAAGAGGAGCAAGAUGAAAGAUUUCUUCAAAGGGAGGCUGCGUAAGUCCUCCGACAGCAGGUCCUGCUCCUCGCUGGCCUCAGAGAGCAGCGUGUCCUCCAUGGCCAGUGAUAACCCCGGACCCCCGCCCAGCCUGGACCUGAUGUCAGACCCCCCCAGCUCCCCCAUCUACACCAGCAAAGUGAGAGUGGACAGCCUGUAUGGAGAGGCAGACCUAGCUAAGAAAGUGCUCACCAGCCAGCACACCACAAAGGUUCUGACACACAAGCGAGCCUUCAGCGACGAAGCCAGUAAGAUCUCGACCUCCUUCCCCCGCCCGAACCUGGCCGUGGAGUCUCUGAAGGGUCAGACCAUGACCCAGUCCAAGUCUUCCUUGUGCAUAAAUGGCAGCCACGUCUACGACUCGGAGCCGUCCACCCCGAGGAACUCUGGAGCUCACCAGUCCAAACUGGUCCUGCUGGAGAAGUGCUCGCCGCUCUCUCGCUCCCUGCAGAACCUCACCAAGAGAAGCGAAGGUUCCUUCAGCGAGGGCCAACGCUGGUCCUUCGACAAAGCAAAGAAAGAUGAAAAGGAGGAUGAAAAGGAAGCUCAGGCGUCCUCUCCUCCUGUUCACCAAGCUCAGGCAGAGAUCCACUCUGCUUCUGUUUCCCCCGACAAAGGCAGGAAGCUGAGAAUGACGUUGUUCUCUGGCGGGAGGAGCGAUUCUCUCCCGGCCAAGUCGGACCUGAACCAGGCUGCUGCUUCUUCUGAGGGCCGGCUCAGAGGCUGGUUCGGCUCCGGAGACUCCCAGAACAAGCCCAGGCUGGAAGUUUCUCCUAAGGUAGAAAGCAGCUCAGACGUUCCCCCUCCCCUCCCUCCUCGCUCCCCUGUCCCCCCUCAGUGCUCCUCCCCCUGCGCCUCCCUCUCCGAUCAUGUCUCACCUGACGACUGCAGUCACACCAACCCCUUCACGCCCUCCUCCUCCCCCUCCUCCACCCCUCUCUCCCCCAACAACCCUUUCCCCUCACGUAUGCAGCGCAACCCCUUUUUUGAGGAUCUCCUUGCAGGAGAGUCACAGAAAUCGCCUCCUUUUGCACCUUGCUCCUCACCUGGCUCCUCCCCUUUCCAUUACACCACCCUGCCCUCCCACACCUGCACCCCCAGUGAUGCUAAAGCUUCUAAUAUGGCCGCCAUAAAGCGGGAGCGGCCCCGGCCGGUAGCUAGGCAGAUAUCUCUCCCUGCUAUAGUCAACCCCAGCAAACCCUCCGCCCCUCGCUCCAUGUCGGAGAGCGCCGGAGAAUGGGAGGACUCGUUUGACGCCUUCGCCUCCAGCAGACUCAACUCUCCUAAAGGGAGUCAGCCUCAGAAACAGCUGAGAACUAGUCCAACUCCAUCUCUUAGACAUGCUUAUCUUCCAGUUAACACCAAUAAUCAUGCACAAGAGCUGCAAACAUGUGAAGAGGAGCCUCCACCUUUGCCUCCAAGGAGACUUUUAAGAACUUCAGUGAAUGAGAUUUACUCAGACGGCUGGCUGCACCGAGGUCAGGAGCUGGCGGUGCAUAAAGAAGCCUACCUCCUCUCCCAGACCGGCGUGGCCUCGCUGCAGCGCGGAAGAGAAGGAGAAAGCAAAAGGAACAGCAUCUCUCCGGACCCUCACACCAGCAGCGAGACCUCCGACUCCCUCAGCGCUCACUCCCAGUCCUACACUAAUAUCACAUCGCCGGGAUUCGUAUCUGAAGAGAAGCUGAAGAAGUUCAAAUAUGAACCUCUGGAAGACGAGACGGACCGGUGGGGAGGGAUGCUGUUCGAGCAGGACUUGUAUGGACGAAUGUGCAGAGGAAACUACAGACAACCUGCAGUAAACCGCUUAUCAUUAGCUGCUGAAGAAGCUGCAGCAAAUAAGAUCACAUCUAUGAACUCAGGACCUAAAAUACUUCUUGAUAGUGAGAUUUCUGUCGCAGAGCUGUUGAGUAUGUCCUCUCCUCCGUUAACGCCAGAUGCUAAUGUGCUAGAUAUGAAAACCUCUCCAGUCCAGGAGACAACAGAGUGUGAUUCACCUGAAUUCACCAACAAUAAUGUGUCUUUCUCACUCACGUUAGGAGAUCUGAACAUGAAUGUGAACAAUUCAGAUUUCGGUUUCAUUGACUCAGACGGCUCCUCUCAGUCUGAGGUAGCUGAAACUCUAAAAAGCUUAAAGAGUUUUACACAAGAAGCUCAACAGAUCGCUGCUUAUCAUGUAGAGACGGUGACAUCACCGGAGGAAGUGUUCAUGUUGAAGGACACGUACAUCUCCUCAAACUCUUCCUUUGAAGUCACUCCAUCAUCUAACAAACUCUACAAAGUCUGCCAAGACAACUGCCCCGAUGCUCGCUGUGAGCUGAAUAAUGUGUCCAACAGCAGCAGAGAGAUUGUCGCUUUCUCACAGUAUCAAACUCCAAAUCCACCAAUAUUUGAAGCCGAAGCCAGAGAUGUGACACCAAGAAGUGUGGAGGAUUUAAAAAAGACACAAAAGAACUUGGAUGAUAAUGGAAACCUGCAGUCUAAAGCAGGUGAAACCAACCAGAAGGAGCCGUUUUCUGGUGUCGUCAGCGCUCGUUUCAGACCGAGAGGAGUGUCCCGACAGAACAGCAGCGGCAGCCCGAGCAGCCAGAGCAGAAGCUGCGACCGAGAGUUUGAACAGUUCUUGUGCCUCGUUCAAAACCUCUCAGAAGCCAGCGAGGGCCCGCUGUCCUACCAGCCGUCUAAGGCGGCGCUGUCCUCCUUACUGGCGCUAACAGAUCACAGCCAGGCUAAUAUGACAUCACAAGACGAAACGACACAAAACGUCACAGAAAAACCCACAGGUAUCAGUUUUGAAGACCUUCACGCUAAAGUAGCACCAACCCCUUCAAAGUCAAAGAUUGGAGAAUCUUUGCAGGAACCUUCCACCUCCUCCUCCACCUCCUCCUCCUCCUCCCUGUCUGUCCUGCGUCCUCUCUCCCUGUCAGCUCAAACUCAGGGCACGCUGCCCCCUCCCCCCGUCUGCUGCCCCUCCAUUCAUCCCUCAAGCAUGGGGCCCAGUGCAGGAGCCACUCUGGCUGUGGCCCCCUACACCUCCUCCUGCUCCUCCUCCUCCUGUACCACCUCCUCCUCCACCACUGACCAGCUCCUGGUCGCUGCACGGCCCUCACUUUUGCCUGAGGAGACUCAGCCAGCUAGCAACCUGCCCCGUCAGGAGAGCAGACCUCAUCCAGUGAAGCCGUUGACUUCCAGCCAAUCAGAGAAGAAGGAGAGCCGCUCGGUUCUGGAGAAGCUGAAGUCGACCAUCCACCCCGGACGCCUCGCCCAGCAGGUGGCAGCCGAGCCUGAGAAGAUCCAGGUGGAGGCGGUGGACCGCUCGGCUCAGUUCCAGCACCUGACCAACAUGGAGCUGAUCUCCCUGCUGCUGCAGCAGGAGAUGGACAUGCAGAAGCAGGAAGUGGCGUCGGAGCGCCAGGCGGCGCAGCUGCACAAAGUGGAGUCUGAGCUGAAGAAGGUGAAGCUACAGGUGCGAGACCUGGAGGACUACAUCGAUAACCUUCUACUGAGGAUCAUGGAGCAGACGCCCACGCUGCUCCAGGUCCGCACCAGACACAAGUGACCACUGGGGGUGUGUGUGUGUGUGAGUGUGUGUAUGUGUGUGUGUGUGUGU
Centropristis striata (black sea bass) is the source of this 4757-nucleotide messenger RNA. RefSeq names its product RAB11 family interacting protein 5b (class I) (gene rab11fip5b). Gene Ontology annotation, molecular function: small GTPase binding. Gene Ontology annotation, biological process: regulated exocytosis. The transcript is spliced from 6 exons. Lineage: Eukaryota; Metazoa; Chordata; Actinopteri; Perciformes; Serranidae. Gene Ontology annotation, cellular component: mitochondrion; recycling endosome; secretory granule. The record is from RefSeq and is a predicted model, not a curated record. Bases 420 to 4706 code for a protein of 1428 amino acids.